AUGAAAUACAGCGAAAUAUCCCACUUCAGCCACCCUCAACACAAGCUGAGGUACGAGUUCACCGAGUUCCCCUUCAAGUGCGACGGGUGCAAGGAGGCUGGGAUCGGUUCGAGGUUCCGGUGCUCGACCUGCGACUUCGACCUCCACCAGCACUGCGCCGUACCAUCCCCUUACUCCCUCCACCACCCUUUCUACACCAAGUGCUCCUUCCAGUUCUUCUCCCGCCCUCCGGGGGAUGUCCCCCGCUACUGCAACGCCUGCGGGCGCGACGUGGCGGGGUUCCUGUACCACUGCAGGGACUGCGGGUUCGACCUGCACCCCUGCUGUGCCAAGCUCCCCGUUGUCAUAGACGAUGGGGAGGUCAAGCUGUACCUUUACAGAAAGGUCAGCUCCCCCUGCCACAGGUGUGGCAGAAAAGGGAGGAGCUGGAGUUAUCGGUCCACGUGCAAGAAGUACAACUUGCACGUGGCGUGUGUUAAGGACAUGUUGGUUGAGAACUGGGCCGAUUUGUGUUCAAAUGUUAAUGAACAUCGAUAUGUUGGAUCGAGGAGCGUGAACAUUGUGGGUAGUGACAGAGAAUGUUAUGGUUUCAGUGGAGGUGGUGGCGACGACAGAAGAGGAGGAGGAGGAGGAGGAGGAGGAGGAGGGAGUAGUCGGAGGUUCGGGACGAGGAUUCCGACGUUGAAGAACACGGUGAAUGUUCAGAGGAAGAGUAAGGGGAAGGUGAAGAAGUGUUGUGAGGUGGCUGGGUUGGGCGUGCAGUUCAUUGUUGCGGCUGUGCUUGGUGAUCCAACGGCUCUUAUUGCUGGCCUUGUUGGGAUAUUGAUAUCCAAGGGUUGA
Messenger RNA from Linum tenue, 840 nucleotides. Lineage: Eukaryota; Viridiplantae; Streptophyta; Magnoliopsida; Malpighiales; Linaceae. The record is from the annotation of a GenBank genome assembly.